GUAAAAGUCAGUGUUUCCUCCUUGACUUGUUCUUUUUAGGGUGUGAGUAUACGUACUAAGUGCUUAAAAAGCCAGUAAUCCUCGUUUAACUAUCAUAGACCUGGAAACUCUGCAGGCAUGGCAUUUUCUGCUAUUUACUUUUUGGAUAACAAAGGUCAGGUUCUCAUUUCCCGCAAUUAUCGAGGGAAUGUUACAAUGUCGAUGAUUGAGAAUUUCAUGCCUUUACUUCUAAGCAAAGAGGAGGAUGGAUCCUUAAGCCCAAUUUUGGAGAAAGAUGAUGUCUACUUUUUGUGGAUUAAAUACAAAAAUAUUUACAUGGUAUGUACAAUGAAAAGAAAUACCAACAUUACAUUAUCUUUUGCAUUCCUUUUCAAAGUUAAACAGAUCUUCAUUGAGUACUUUGGAGAUCUUGAACAAGAGAGUAUACAGGACAACUUUAUUCUAAUGUACGAGCUUCUUGAUGAAAUUAUGGACUUUGGUUACCCCCAGAUCACUGAAACAGCCAUAUUGCAGGAAUAUAUUACACAGGAAGGUUACAAAUUGAAGCAGGGAGCACCUAAGCCCCCAGCUGCUGUCACCAAUGCAGUAUCCUGGAGAUCUGAAGGAAUCAAGUAUCGGAGGAAUGAACUUUUCAUGGAUGUCAUUGAAUCUAUUAACUUCCUGGUUAAUGCUCGUGGCUGUGUGGUUCACAGUGAGAUUUUGGGACAGAUUCUGAUAAACUGCUGCUUGAGUGGGAUGCCCGAAGUCACUUUAUGUUUUAACGACAAUGCUCUUUUCAACCAGAACCCAAGAGAAAAUGUGGUGGACUUUGAGGACGUAAAAUUUCAUUCUUGCGUCCGGCUGUCUCGCUUUGAAAAUGAACGUGUCAUCUCCUUCAUCCCACCAGACAAGGAUUUUGAGCUGAUGUCAUAUCGCGUCACCAGUCAAGUCCAACCAUAUCUAUUUGUUGAAGCAAAUGUGCAGAGAUACACACACAGCAGAAUAGAAAUCACAGCAAAGGUUAAAGGAAAAUUCAAAGAGCGUCUGACUGCUACAGAUGUUGCCAUCAUCAUCCCUGUCCCCAGCGAUGCUUCGUCUCCAAAGUUCAGCACAGCUAAAGGUUGCAUAGAAUGGGUACCUGAGGACAGUGUUAUCAUCUGGUCUAUAAAUUCUAUUCAAGGAGGAAAGGAAUUUAUGAUGAAGGCCCAUCUGGGACUGCCGAGUGUCGAGGCAGAAGAACCUGAAGCAAAACCUCCAAUCAGAGUGAAGUUCAAAAUCCAAUACCUAGCAGCAUCGGGAUUGCAGAUCAAAUAUGUACGAAUAAUUGAAAAGUCCACUUAUCAGGCAAUAUCCUGGAUUCGAAGCCUAACAAAAAGUGGAGAUUUCCAAAUUCGGAUUUGAAGUUUACCAUUUCUAAAUUCCACUGUGCAGAGGAUUUUAUCUCUGAACAUUAUUCAUAAGAAUUCAUAAAACAUGAAAUCGGUUGUCUCAAAUUGCAUGAAAUGAUUCACUCAAGGCUGAAGUGUAUAUUCACAAUUCCAGCUGAAGAUGUUUUUUAAAUUUUGGACUGAAACAGGAGUUAAAGAGUAAGGGUAGUCACUUUUAUUAAAAUCAUUUGAAUCCAUUUUAUGCCGUGUGUUUUUAUUUAGAACUAGCCACUAAUACAAUUAGUCUUAUCUGUACAAUAUUAAAUUAUUUUACAGAACCAGAUGCAUUAUUUAGGGUAGUGUUUCUAAGUGUUGCUCUUGCUGUAUGAAUAAAGUUAUUUAAUAAAAACGCAAACCAUUCUA
This is a messenger RNA of Chiloscyllium plagiosum (whitespotted bambooshark), 1769 nucleotides long. RefSeq names its product AP-1 complex subunit mu-1-like. Gene Ontology annotation, cellular component: clathrin adaptor complex. Gene Ontology annotation, biological process: intracellular protein transport; vesicle-mediated transport. Lineage: Eukaryota; Metazoa; Chordata; Chondrichthyes; Orectolobiformes; Hemiscylliidae. The record is from RefSeq and is a predicted model, not a curated record.